AGGCAAAUUGUUCACUUGAAUGUGCUUUGUUUUAGUAAUUCACUUGUGAAUUUUUAUUCAAUGUAUGCUUUUGCGCAAUACAACGAAAGCCACAUAAUGUAACGGCCAUACAUAAACAAAACUUAAUUGAAUGUCAUGCCAACCACGAUGUUGUAGUAUUUGCGUUCCCGCCGAAUAAAACAUGUUUCAGUGUUGAUUUAACUUUUGAUUUGGCAAUCUCACGAUACGCGGUUCUCCUUCACGCUGUGUUUUUAUUUUAUAUCUUUAUUUCUCAUUUUCAACUAUCAAAUUGAAUAAUUCGCGCAUAUAUCAUCAUUGCAAUUUGUUUUCAAUUAAAUACAUAUGUGGUAAAAGAAUAAAUUGAAAAAAUUUAUUAUAAAAAAGAAUAGUUUGUCAAUUCUCGUCAAGCAGUCAAAAAUGAUCUCAAACAAAAUACAUAUUCCGCUUGUUGGUGUGUUUGUGAUCAUAAUUGUGCAAAGUUCGUUUGCCAUCAAGUGCUGGGACUGUAAUUCAUAUUUGGAUAAAAACUGCGGUCAUCCGUUUGAUAAUCGCACUUUGUCAGUCACCGAUUGUAGCCUAAUUGCUGAUAGAAAUAUGCAAAAAUGCCGUAAAAUUGUGCAAAAAAUUAAUGAUGGUGGCGAUAUAAAAUAUACUCGAGGAUGUUUAAUUGAUGACCAUACAUCACAUCAGCUGAGCGAAGCGUCAAUCGAAUUAUGCAGUACUGAUGGCUGUAACUCAGCUCCAGCUAAAUUGCCAUUUAAAUUUUCGGUCUUAUUAGUACCUGUUCUAAUUGGUUUUUAUUUUCGACGAUAAAUGAUUUAUGUGAGUGCAUGAAUAUGUGUAUGUAUUGCAAAAAUACAAUUCUAUGAUUGAACAUCGCAAAAUAUUUUGUUAAAAAAAUACACAAUUUUUGGAUCUUUUAUAGCAUUUAUUUUGCAAUUAUAAAUUAAUUUGCUUUUCAUCAUAAUUGUUUUUCAAACGUAAAUUUUCCAUGUAACAAAUAAAAACCGGUGAUCGAUUUUUAUAGAAAUAA
Molecule: messenger RNA, 1033 nt
Organism: Contarinia nasturtii (swede midge)
Lineage: Eukaryota; Metazoa; Arthropoda; Insecta; Diptera; Cecidomyiidae
Exons: 3
Coding region: 418-813 (131 amino acids)
Biological process (GO): positive regulation of voltage-gated potassium channel activity; regulation of synaptic transmission, cholinergic; sleep
Source: RefSeq, a predicted model, not a curated record